AUGAACCCGCAGGCAGUUUCGGGAUACAUUUGCCUGCUUUGCCUGUCCCUGGGGAGCACAGAGCAAGGGAAUUUGCAGCAACUUUUGUUCCAGCCUGGGAUCCUGUAUCAGUACCACUAUUCCCUGGACGUCCAGCUCGAUUAUGUGUCCAAGCUGUCCCUGCAGGGAAGCUGGCUGAAGGCUGAAGCUUUGGUUCAGGUGCACCGACUCUGGAGGCAUCAAGCAGGGGAAGAGCUUCUCCAGGUGCAGAUCCAAAACCUAAAAGCCCAACAUGCACCAGAGCAUAAGAGGAGUAAGGAUGAUGCCGGAGAUCCAUCUGUGGAGAUUGCGCUGAGUCAGGAGACCCAAGCAGAGCUCCAGCAGCCGGUUUUCAUCUCCUGGAACAGCGGGAAGGUCAAAGCCUUCUAUGGAGAUGAAGCAGAGAGUCCCCUGAUCUUGAAUCUGAAACGAGGCCUCAUCAGUCUGCUCCAGGUCCAGCCCCAUUCUGGCACAGCGGUGGAGGAGGACGUUUCUGGGAGCUGUCAAGUCACAUACGCCGUUUCCAACGAUUCAGCCACAAAGACGAAAGAUCUCCUUAGCUGCAUGAAGCCAAAAUUUGGAUUUGCCUCCGUUAACAAAAUUUUUGGAGUUCAGUGGCAACCCACCAGCAAAAGUCUGUACUUGGUGAAAGACAACCUCAUUCAGUCCGUGCUAGCAGAGGAAAGCCACGUGGUGUCUCUGGGCCUGAAGUCCACCACUGGUGUCAAAAUCAAUUCAAGGCAACAUCUUGAGCUAGUAUCUUCUUCCAUGCCCAGUCCAGCAGAGGUGCCCGGACAGAGCCUCGAGGACGCGCUGGCUGGCACGCAGGGAAAGCACCAGCCCCUGGGCAUGGCCUGCCUGCAUUACCGGAGGGUCUGCACCCACUGCCCUUCGCUCAGAACCUAUCUGAAGAGUUUUGACAGCCAGAAAGUCAAAAUGGACAUUGCCAAGGCAUCAACAACGUGGCAGUUCCAGAGGUUCAUCCAGAUGCUGCACAGAGCAAAGAAAAGAGAUAUCCUGCAGCUGCUGAGGAAAGCUCCAGAAGAGAUGGUCUCCUUCUUCAUCGAGGCAGCGGUGGUCGCCCAGUCAGCAGCAUCCAUGGCAGCUCUCUCUGACUUUCUGGAUUUCAGCAAGACCCCCAAGUCUCUGCUGGAGACGUUUCUCCACGCAGCAGCUUUCUCCCCCCGGCCUUCUGAAGAGCUUCUCAGCCUGGUCUUAUACAAGCUCCAAGGGAAGCAGUUGGCACCAGAGAUCUGGGAGACAGGGAUAGUUGUCAUAGGCUCUCUCAUCGGCAAACUGUGCCGGCAGAAGCUAUGCGGAUCACAGGAGGUGGAGCGUGGAAUGGAAACCAUCCUGCAGGGACUGGGAGGAGCCGAGGAGGAGCCGGAGGUGGUUAUUUACCUGGUGUCCCUGAGGAACGCCUUGCUGCCUGAAACCAUCCCCACCCUCCUGCAUUACGCCGAGGAAGGCCCUGCUGCGGUGGCGGCUGCAGCAGUCGCUGCCCUGCAGAGGUUCCCCACGCGGCACAUCUCCGGCGAGGUGAAAAGAGCAAUGAGGAGGAUUUUCCAUGAGAAGAGGAAAAGCUAUGAAAAAACAUGCCGCCUGGCCGCUGCAGAAAUCCUCUUGGACAAUGAGCCUUUGCCCAUGGAUGUCAUCAACAUCCUACUUGCCACCAAGGAGCUGGAAACAGAAAUGGCAACGCUUCUGCAGCUAAAGGUCCGGAACAGUUUGCGUGCUGAACACCACCCUGCAAGGAAGAUAGCUAAGGAUGUCAUGAGCGACCCACAGAUAAAUAACUACAACUACUUCUCAAAGGCUGGCGUCUCCUCUGCCUUCUCAGGACCCCUGACAGCCACCCAGGACCUGCUUUCCACCUUUGGGCUGGAGCUGCUAUUUACAGAGAGUGGAUUCCUGAGAAAGAGCCUCUCUGACUUCUCACUGCUCAGCCACGGCCAUCGGCUUCGUGUGGCUCAGGUCACUAUUGAAGCACAAGGGAUGGAGUCUAUGCUGGGAGAAAACACCUUGGAAGGAGAAGAGGAGCCAGAGCUCAUGGCUGGGAUGUCUGCCACUUUCUUUGACGUUCAGUUGCGGCCAGUUGUGUUCUUCCAGGGAUAUACCGACUUAAUGGCCAAGGUCCUGCUAAGCAGUGGAGAACCCACAAGUGUGGUCAGAGGGAAUCUCCUACUGAUGGACCAUCACCAGGUCAUUCCACUACAUUCUGGUCUACAAGUGGUGGUCAAACUCCAGGGCGGGCUUGGGCUUGACAUCUCAGCCACCAUGGACGUGAGCAUAUGGGAGCAGGAGCUAAAAAACAGCAUCAAUACAAGGGGAAGUCUAGCCAUUGAUUUCCAGACAGAACUAGAUGCCCCUUUCUUUCAAGCCACCAUGAGAAGCCAGACUGAGCUGGAGACCUCCAUCUACUUUGACACGGUCCUGCAGUUUUCUGCAAGCCCUGUGCUCAUGUGUCUGCAGCUGAGAGAGGACCAGGUCCCAUACAGAGAGAUCUUCACAGUUUCCAAAUCCUCUGGGAGCCAAAGCAGCACUGUGCGAAAAGGCCGGCAGGGCACCAUGGCAGGGCAGGAGUUCGCUUUGCAUGGGGCCAACUCCAAGGCGUGCAACCUCCUGCUGACAGCGGAUGAAGAGUAG
Messenger RNA from Rhea pennata, 2664 nucleotides. RefSeq names its product microsomal triglyceride transfer protein-like. The transcript is spliced from 18 exons. Gene Ontology annotation, biological process: lipoprotein metabolic process; lipid transport. NCBI's taxonomy places the organism in Eukaryota, Metazoa, Chordata, Aves, Rheiformes, Rheidae. Gene Ontology annotation, molecular function: lipid binding. The record is from RefSeq and is a predicted model, not a curated record. Gene Ontology annotation, cellular component: endoplasmic reticulum; Golgi apparatus; basolateral plasma membrane. The coding region runs from base 1 to 2664 and encodes 887 amino acids.